Molecule: messenger RNA, 3038 nt
Organism: Capsicum annuum
Lineage: Eukaryota; Viridiplantae; Streptophyta; Magnoliopsida; Solanales; Solanaceae
Product: scarecrow-like protein 9
Exons: 3
Coding region: 318-2606 (762 amino acids)
Biological process (GO): regulation of DNA-templated transcription
Cellular component (GO): nucleus
Molecular function (GO): sequence-specific DNA binding; DNA-binding transcription factor activity
Source: RefSeq, a predicted model, not a curated record
GACCAGAUUACUUGCUAACAAGAAUCUUACAAAUACUAUUUGAACACCUUUCUUCUAUCUCACUCUCACUUUGCUAGCUUCUCCACUUUUUUUUUUUUUUUUUCAUAAGUUAACAUAUUUCGUGCAACUCGAUUAAAUCAUAGGACCUACCACCUAACAUUAGUAACUAGCAACAGUCCCACCUAACACUAGUAACAGAUAUAAGGUAAUUCUGUUCAUCGAUACUUUGCUUCUCCAUAGGUUUAAGAUAUAUAUGUGGCUGCAACUUUCAUUUGGCAUCAUUGACAUUGAGGUUUGGUUUUACCAAUUUGGUUGAAAUGGAUCCAAGGUUUAAUGAUCAUCCGAGUUCUUUGAGUAAUUUUCGACUAGGAAACCAAUACCUGCCUAUUUCUUUAGAUCAGAGGAUGAGAAAUGGACCAAGAUGUGGACUUAUUUAUUCAGAUCAGAUGCUACUCAAUGGUCCUAGGUUGGAAAAUAGUUUUGUGCAGCACAAUUUGGGUGCUGUUGGAUUUAUAAGCGGUGACCGUUUACCAACUAAUGUGGAGUCAAGAACUAACCUUGGCGCUGAGGACGACUUCAAUGAAGAUAUUGAUUUCUCGGAUGCAGUGUUGAGCUAUAUAAAUCGGAUGCUAAUGGAAGAAGACAUGGAGGACAAGACAGACAUGCUUCAAGAGUCCUUGGAACUUCAAGCCAAAGAGAAGUCAUUCUAUGAGGCCCUUGGCACGAAGAAUCCACCAUCACCUCAUCAAAAUUUGUUUACUGAUCGGAACAGUGAGAGUCCUGAUGACUAUGUUGCUGGAAGUAUAUACAAUUCAACAAGUAAUACAAUUGACAGUAGUAGUUACCUAGUUGAUUCAAGGGCGGUUAACAUUUCCAAGGACUACAAUUCCUCUUGCUUCAAAGUCCCUUCAUUUCAUGAUACCUCGUAUUCUUCAGUAUGCUCAUCAAAUAGUGGUAAUAUCGUAGAUGGAUUCUUAGACUCUCCUGUUUGUUCUUUUCAUAUUCCUGAUACAUAUGAUGAGAGUCGAUCUAUGUGGAACUUUCAUAAAGGAGUUGAAGAAGCAAGUAAGUUCCUCCCAACUAGUAAUAAGUUGUUGAACAGUGUAGAUAUAAAUAACUUGCCACCUCGGGAGCUCAAAACACAAGCUGCUUAUGCAGCUGCUCAGGUGGAAGAAAAGGAUGAGGGAGAGGCUUCACCAACUGAGGCAAGAGGGAAGAAAAAUCCUCAGAGGGAGGAUAAUCAUAUCGAAGAAGAAAGGUGUGGCAAACAGGCAGCGGUCUUUACAGAAUCAACUCUACGAUCUGAGGAGUUUGAUAUUGUCUUGCUUCAUAGCAUGGGGAAGGGAGAGGAAGCUCUGGAAGCUUAUCGACAAGACCUGAGGAAUGCUAAAUGCAUUAAUACAGUGCAGAUAUCAAAAGGAUCAAAAGGAGGAAAGGGCCGUGGAAAGAAACAGGGUAGAAAGAAGGAAGUCAUAGACUUGAGAACUCUCUUGCUAAAUUGUGCACAGGCUGUUGCUGCCGACGAUUACAGGACAGCAAAUGAACUGUUAAAACAGAUCAGACAACAUUCGACCCCUUUUGGAGACGGAAACCAGAGAUUGGCUCAUUGCUUUGCAGAUGGUCUUGAGGCGCGCCUGGCUGGUACUGGUAGCCAGAUUUAUAAAGCACUUGUCAAUAAACGAACAUCUGCAGCAGAUCUGUUGAAGGCCUACCAUUUGUAUCUUGCAUCUAGCCCUUUCAGUAAGAUCUCAAGUUUUGCUUCAAAUAGGUCAAUCAUGAUAAAGGCAGAGAAUGCGACAAGGGUUCAUGUCAUUGACUUUGGCAUCCUGUAUGGUUUCCAGUGGCCUACAUUCAUCCAACGUAUUGCAGAAAGAGAAGGAGGGCCACCAAAGCUUCGUAUUACUGGUAUAGAGUUUCCUCAACCAGGCUUCAGGCCAGCAGAACGGAUUGAGGAAACAGGUCGCCGUUUGGCUGACUAUGCUCAGUCCUUUAAUGUUCCAUUUGAAUAUCAUGCAAUUGCAAAGAAAUGGGAGACCAUCACAGUCGAGGAUCUAAACCUAGGCAAGGAUGAAUUUCUUGCUGUCAACUGCUUGUAUCGCUUUAAGAACCUGCAUGAUGAGGCUGUCAAAGUUGACAGUUCAAGAACUGUCGUUCUCAACCUCAUAAGGGAGAUCAAUCCAGAUAUCUUCAUCCAUGGUGUUGUCAAUGGGGCCUAUAGUGCCCCUUUUUUUGUCACACGAUUUCGUGAGGCCUUAUUCCACUUUUCAGCACUUUUUGAUAUGCUUGAAACUAUUGUUCCCCGUGAGAUUCCAGAAAGAGGAUUAAUUGAGAGAGAGAUCUUUGGGAGGGAAGCCCUGAAUGUCAUAGCUUGUGAGGGGUGGGAAAGAGUUGAACGGCCAGAGACUUACAAGCAGUGGCAAGCUCGUAUUCUGGGGGCAAGGUUUACACAGAUUGCUUUUGACCGGGAGGAGUUCGUGAAUAGGGCUGUAGAAAAGGUGAGGUUAGGAUACCAUAGAGACUUUAUAAUUGAUGAAGAUAGCCAGUGGUUGUUGCUGGGGUGGAAAGGAAGAACAGUUUACGCCAUAUCUUGUUGGAUACCUGUUUAAGAAACUUGAAACACAUACUUCCUUUUGAAUCCCAAGUCCAUCCACAUUAGUUGCAGACGAAAUUCCGUUUUUGUAGAUGGCUGCUCAAUGUGAUGCUUGCAGAAGUAACACAAAAUCAUUUGGUUGCCAAACCCCUCAGUUUCUAGUAUGGACAGGACUAAACGUUACUGUUUACCCUUCAAUAACGAACUGAUAAUCAUACAAGAUGAGGUUCUAUACAUGUUCCUGGAGAUGAUCAUCAGCAUACAAAAUGAGGUACUUGAUCCUGAAAUGGAAUGAUUGAUUGAGACGAUAUCCCAUAGAAGAAUGACCGUUACGAUACAAAUCAUAAGUUGAAGAGCUAGCUGACAAGCCGUAGAUGCAGAGUGUGCAGCAGAUAUGUAUUCCGAAAUUUUGGUGAACUUAGCAAUAUAUAUUAGUUUGUUCAAUAUA